CUGCUGCUGCUGGUGCUGCUGGUGGUGCUGCUGCAGCAGGCGGGCGGGAGGAGUUCCCCCCCCCCCCCCACCUCGUUGCACGAAGAUUUUUUUAUUUUUAUUUUAUUUUAUUUUUUUUCGGGCGCUUGCAGUCCGCAUCUUUGUUGCAAAACUAGCUCCAGAGGAGAGGCAAGGCAAAGUCUUUUGUGCUUCCCCUCCCCCCCAGCAAAGCAAAGGGGAAAAUGUCUCAGGCGAGAGGAAAUCCCAAACACUUGGUUGACGUCUCAGAGAGUUCAUCCCAUCAUUAAAGUCUCUGGGGUGCUAAAGCACUUCUGAGUCAUCUUGACUUUGGAGAUGUUGCAAACAGAUGCUCAACAUCCUUCGUCGAAGCUCCAGGCAGCCGCUCGCACAUCUCCGUCUGCUGGUGCUGGCAAAGCCUGGGCUCAGCACCGCUGGGGAUCUGCACCCUGUAGCCACACACAAGGGCUGAGCACGGCGAGAGCAGCAUCCGACCACAUCGGGAGGGCAGCUCGGGGUGGGAGCUGCUCGGUGGAUGCUCUUGCUCCCCAUUAAUCAUCCCAGGAGCGAUGGCCAUUGCUUAUUAGGCUGCUGCAAAAAGCCGAGUGCAGCGAAGCCCAAGGAGCAUUGUGCAAGCAGCCGGAGGGAGCAGCCUCUAUGGCUGAGGCAGUUUCAUAUUUGUAAGAAAGAUUUCAGAGAAAAAGCAUUAAUUUUUUUCCCCCGUUCAAGCAGGAAAACUCCGCUGAGCAGAGCUGAUCCAGUUUCUUGCUGUUGCUGUUUUGUUAGCCUACUUAGCUUGCAAUUUUAUAAUCACGGCUAGAUUUUCCUAGCCUGCACCGAGCAGAUCAAAAAUCAUUAGCAGAAUUGAAGCCCAAAAAACAUCCACUUUUACUGCGCUCUGAUGAAACCAGUGGAAAAAAACAGUAAAAGUUGCAGAUGAGAUGCCAAAGAUAAGGCAGCAAUAGAAAAUGAGUACAGGAGUCAACACUUGACUGUGUCUGCAGCGAGAGGCUUUUUAUGAAGGCUGAAUAAGCAAAGGCUCCGGAGCUGCUUUUGAAGGAGAAUCUUUUUCUAAACAAAAAUAUGUAAUUGCACUCAAUAAAACAACGCUCGCCGGUGCCAAAUGGCCUCGGAGCAUCGUGUGCCGGCUCUGCCGCGGACGUCUCAAGCAACAUGUUUUUGUGCUUAUUUUCCUCCUGCGGUGGGGUCUGGGCCUGACGCUUCUCACUCACAAAAUUUCGCCGGGGUUGUUCGGACACUCGAGCAGCAAGUUGCUUUGUGAACAUCACAGCUUCGCGUUAUCCUUCCUCUUAUGGAUGUUUCUUGCUUCUCCGGUAGUUCAAGGUCAGAUGGAGAAUGACUCAAAAAAAAAAAAAAUCAUUAUUUUGGAGCUGUUGGAGCAACAAAAAGUCCCCAUCCGGCACGGACAGCCCUGCCCAGAGCAAAGAGGGUGAGAAGGGUUCGAUCAGCGUCGAUGGCUGCCUCUCCCCGGCCUCGAUCCCUCACAGGCUCCCAGCAGAUCCCAUCCCAUUUCUUUCCAAGGAGGAUGGGAGCCCCACAAGCAGCCCUGCGUGCCCACGCAGGUACCUGCGUGCAGGAGAAGCCUUCCCUGCAGCAGGGUGCCCGGGCUGAGAAGGUCCCGCUGGCAGUGGCUCUGGGCAGGGUCCGUGCAGCACCUAGCGCUGCCCUUGGCACCGGCCCCUUGCUCCCCAGGCACUUUUCCAGUGCCCGCAACUGGAAGCCAUUUCGAGGCACGCUUUCCAGCUUUGAUUUCAACACAGCCCUUUCUUUCUAGUGCUGCUUUAAUUGCCUACAAUUAGGGGUCUCCGGCGCGGCAGAAACACCGGGAAUUAAAGCCAAGUUCGGCUUCGCGAGGACUGGAAUUGAUUUCUCCUCUCAGGCAGCUGAUGCUGUGGCCUCUUGUAAAGGAGGUGCCAGGCUGUGAUCCUAGCACUCCUGCACGCUACUGCCCGCGGGUUAAUUAAAGCAGAUGCACGACGUUUAUUGUGGCUUUAUUCGAGGAGCCGAACACCUGUAGGACCCGAGAGCAGCCGUCCCCCUUCUUCCAGUUGGGUGCACCGUGAAGGAAAAAGCAGGGACUUGACGUGCUGUCAUCAGGAUGCCAAAAUCCCUCUGGGCAAAACUAUGUCUUGAGUCAAUUUGUUUGAGCACGGGCCCCCAGCACUUGGCAGAAAUGCCUCUGAAGGAGCACGGGGCUUUGGGCAGCCCCGAUGGGUCCCUGGAGGUGCGAUGGGGGCACCAAGCUCCUACACAAGCAGGAUCCGAGCUGGAUUUCCAAACCCCAUGCGGAUUUUGGAGCUAGAAGCAGGACAGAGACACCGUGACAGCUCUCAUCACAAGCUGGGCCACCGCUAAAAUUUUGGGGAUGGACACAGACCUCACCUGCAGCCCCUCCUGCAGGUUUGCCUCUGCUCAGCGCCGUGCUGGUGGUUAACGCAGAAGCUCGCUCCCAGGAGGACCUUGGUACUUAACCGUACUAAUUAAAUGUUUUCAGAAACCACAAGAUUGACCUUCCCUGCGUGCCCACAGAUUUUUCUCUUAUUUAACAAGCACGGGGUUGACAGAGUAACCUAUUAAAGGAGAAGAAAUGCAGCGCUCUAGAUACUGUUGUUUUCCAACCCCUUCUGAAGGUUUUUUUUUGCUUUUUCAGCUCCGGGUUGGAAGCCAUAAUCCCCUAAUAACCUACCAGGAGCAACCAGGCUGGAGAUGACGGGUGCUUAGCUCAGAGCACAAAGCCUGAUAAAGCAGUUAGCACACCUAAACCCGAAGUUUCCUCACGUACCUGUGCAAGAAGCCCCAGCAGCCAUUAUCUGUAGGGGCACUUCAGUAACCGGAGAGCUCCUCUGUGUGCCGUGGAGCUGUCCUCUGGGAGAUACCCUCUAGAAAAACAAUAAAAAAUAAAGGCAAUUAACAGACUGACUUCCUUACCUUUCCCAAGGACGCCAGUAAUUUGCUCAAUGCUAAUAAAACCUGGAGCAUCUCGACGGAGGACUUGAGCUCCUGCCAAGGAAUCGGUUUUUACAAAUUAACUCAACAAGCAGCUUGGGGCCGUGCCCGGCACGGGGGGACGUCGCACAACAGCCCCUGGCACCAGCAUCUGAGCUGUAGGAACAGCCCAAAAUAACCCCCUGGCAGCUGGGGAGGGCGACACAGAUGCAGCGUUCAAAGAUUAUGGGUAGUAAAUCGCUCGCUGAAGAUAAGAGCACCCAAAUUCACAGCGGGUCCCUCCUCGGCAGCCAGCAGGACCCGUGGGAUGAUGCCAUGGUGUGGGUACCUGGGCAGGCACUUCCACCCAGCCCGGUUUCAGCUUCAUUCAUGCCAUCAGGCAGCUUCCUUUAGAGCUAACCAUGUGAUUAUUUAUUUAUUUAUUUAUUUUUUUCCCCCUCAAAAACAUUUGGUACUGCCCCCGCAAUGAAAUCAGAAGCUUUCUGUCAGAUAAGAGGCUGGAACAGCUUCCUGCAGUCGGCGAGCAUUCCUCCUCUCACUCUUCCUGUGCGUCCCUCAGAACAAUGCCAGCGCUCCCAGCACCAGGGAGCGUUCCCUUCGCCUCCCAGCGCGGCAUUUCGGGCCCAUCCUGUGCGAGCAUCUCCCCAGGCAGCGCCUCCUUCUGCUUUCAGAAGGCCUCGCUGCAGCUCAACGCAGGCAGCGGUCUGGGAGGUUGGAUGGGAGACGGGUCUGGAGAUUUAUUUUUUUCCACCUUACAGUAGAAGCUGAUUUAUUUUAUUUUUUCAUAUUCUGAUAUUGAAUCUCCUCAUGCAUGUGUUAAACUUGGAUCGGAAGAGUUUUUUUUUUUUUUUGCAGGAGUCACUGGGACUGGGUGUGCUUGCAGUUGAGCGUGAGGAUUUACAAGGCUGGGGGUGUAUUCUGUCCUGCUGCCAAGCGGGGUGGACAUCAGGGAUCUGCCUGGAUGAUUUACACCGCCUUCCUCUCCCUUGGUUCCUUUUUUCCCCUUUCUGCUUGUCUGUUCUUGCAACUUAGAAAGCGGUAUCGGAUUCGGGAGCGUUUCUGUGUAUAAGUGAAACUGCAGCCUGGAACCUCGCACAGGGACUUGUGUAGAGGCUUUGACAGAAGGGCUUAUAAAGGGAGGUUUGUACUUACAGCUCCUGAUUUAGAAGGCUGGGUGGAGAGAUGCAGCCUAACAGGGUUUGAUCCACGUGGACGUAUGUGGGUAGAGAAAAAUCUGCCCGGUUGUGUCAGGGACACUUGACUGGAAAAAAAAAAGGGGGGGGGCAAGAAGUGCCGUCUUCUGCCACGGUGCCGUGCCAUCAGGAGGGCCGUAAUGCUUUCUGGACUGAAAUAAGAGCUGCAGAAAGGCUUUUGUUCUUUGCUUUACUUUAUUAGGUGAGGUGUGAGCAUGUGUGCGCUCUCAGCAGGUGGCUGGAGGAUGAGCUGCAAGUCCGUGCCCUCUGACUUCUGGCACAAACCUCUCCGAGGCUCCGAGCUCCCCUGGGAGCCCAGGAGCUGCUCCGUGUCCUGCACACCUCCACCUGCACGGCUCGGAGCUUCUUGAGUUGCUUUUACACUCAGACACAUCACUGAAGGACGGCAGGGUCAAGAUGUUGUGGUUUGGGUUGCACGGGGCUGCUCCGGCGCUGGCAGCACCCAAAGGUGCUGCAGGGUUUGCCCGUGGGCACCCCUCGCCCCUCGUGGGUGCCCGCGUGUUUGCAGGCAGUUGGAGGAAGCACUGGGAGCACUGGGUGCCUGGAGGCAUUGCCAGCAGAGGGAGCAUGAGGGAGGUGCUGCCAGCUGCGCUGUCCAGAGCUGUCGAGUAUCACCCUCGAUUAUUUUGGUACAGAAAUAAGCAAACGUGCUCAUAAAUGAGAAAAAAAAUAAAAAAAUAGCAAAAGAGGGGUGUCUAAUGGGGGAGCACAAAGGCAGGUUGGUGGCAAUCCUGACUGCGUCGACAAGGACAUUUCUCUCUCCCACCACUAAGGGUAGCUCGGGGAGGGGAGGCUGUGGGGUCUUUUGGUGCUUGUUCCUGCUCAGCAUCCACGCAGCAUGAACAAGGAUGUGCUCACGCUAAGCAGGUGCUAACAUUUAAGCACCAUUGCAAUGUGGGAGCCAUCACAGCAGGAGCCACACACCAAAACUGAGCUUUUAAAUCCCCGGCACAGCUGAAAUCAGUGGGUACAAACCUCACCUUCAUCUUCCAGAGCAGCCCGCGUGUCCCUGUUUUCUUCGGGGAGCAGCUGCCCCCGAUGAGCACACCUCAAAAAGACCUCACAGGACCCGCUGGGAGAGAAACCCAGCUACACUGAGUGUGUUUAAAAAGCCUGAAAACUAAAACUGGAACUGGAGUGAGACCUUCAGCAAAGAGGUGUUCAUGGGCUGGUGGGGAGCGGACCCGUGCCGGGCUUUAGGAAAUUGUUUUCUGGGGUUUGUACAGAGCAAUGGGAAAGUUUUGUUCCUCUGCUGAGUUUUCCAGGGUUGGGAAGAGUAGAGGUGUCAGUGGCUGGGCUGGGGGUGGUGGUUUAAUGCAUCCUGCUCCUGGCCACGAGGACACCUGCUUUUAUGCUGCGUGUAAGAGGCUUGCUGCUAAACGAUGGGGAGGGGUCAGUGCCCGGGGCUGCGCGUGGUCACCCCUGGUAGGGUUUUGGGGUGAAACCUCAGUCAUUUAGGGGAAAUGCGUGAGUGCAGCCAAGGGUUGCAGGCGUGGGUGAGGUCACCCAGCACCCGUAUGUGAUUGCAUGCCAUGAUGUAUUUUUGGGAAGCACUUGUUUCUCAAGAUGCAGUGGGAGGCGUCUGUCCGCGUGUCCGUGCGUCCCCGGCGUGCGCUGCAGCCCGUGCCCCCUGCUCCGCUGGCAGGUGCUCCUCGGCAGGGAGAAAAGAGAAGCGAAGGUGGCAGCCCCGAAAGCAGCCGCGUCCUCCAGACCCUCCUGCACAAAAGGCCUUUUGUUCCGCGGGUGGAUUCCAAGAGCUUUUCUCCCCUUUCGAGUCCAGCAAACUCCCACUGGAAGCAGGCGGCCGAGGUUUUGAAAACAAAGCAGCGACUAAACCAAAAGUCCCUCGGCAAAAUCCCCGCGAGGGCUGGAGGCUCUUGACGAACAGUUCCUGUGGAUUUCCUAACUGGAGAUAAGCAGCGGAGCACGCGGGCUCUGCGAGGGGAAGGCAGCGAAGCCAGCGACCCUUGGCAAGGGGACGAUACCGGUGUGAUUUACGGCGUAGUGGUGACUCGAGGGAGCGACUCCCUCUGCUGCUCGGCUCCCUGGAGCUCCACGCUGUGAUUUCUCAUGAUAACCGGGUGAGAGGAGAGGCCCCGAGGCUCCCAGGCGGGCUCCCCAUGGCCUCUGCUGCUCCCCGGGCUCUCCAUCACCACCGCAUCCUUCCCAGGUCAACGGGGGAGGAUGCAGUGGGGACGCGGGAAGCAAAAUCCUCUUGGCCAUCACUCGGGCACUAAUGAGGUUUCUCCAAGCCGUUACCACUUGUACAGCAGGACUGUGGGGUUUGAGGCCAUUUGGGGUGGGAGCAGGUUGGUGGCAGAGGAUUUCUGCUGCGUGUGGGCUGCCUGCGGAGCCGGAGCACUGCGUUAGCACCAAAGCAAAUCAAAUCAAUGGGUGGAAAAAUAGGCAAAGAAAGAUGAAAAGAAGAGGGUUUGGCCCCUUUGGCAUUUCCAUCAGACUGCUGGAGAUGGGGCGUGUGCAGGCAUCAAGUCAAAUCUUGCAUUUUGGGUUUUUACGCAGUGUUUUCAUGGAGGUACCUCCCCAGCCCUUGCAGGUGGGCUCAGGCUGGUACUCGGGGGCACCAGGGGGAACGGGCCUGCCGCGUGUGCCCCUGCUGCCCUGUGCCACGUGGGCAGCCUCCUCCACCGACUGCCAGCCUCCUGGUCCCGGGGGUGACUCAGAGCCCCGAGCACCAGGCGUGUUUUUGCCUCCGUUCGUUAUUGCAGCACAGCCGAGCGCCAGGCGGGGAGGCACACGCACACAAACAAGGCUUGUGCAACCUGCCCACGGCCACGGACGGGGUCACUGGGGACACAAGCAGAGGGUGCACAUCCCUGUGCCGGGUCCCUGCCGCCCACCACCUCCUCCUCUUUUUCCGUGGAGGCUCAGGAGGCUGCCGGAGGGCAUCGCUGGAGCACCUCGUGCUUCCCCCUUGCACCCCCCUGCGCCAUCCCUGCUCCGAGGAGAGCUGGGCAGGGGCAGGGCUCGUGCUGGGGGCAGCUCGGGGCAAUCAGGGUGGGAUUGCCCACCAGGAGAUGUCCCCAGCUCCUGCUCCCGGUGGGUCUCUCUCCUGCUCGGUGAUGUUGCCACCGCCUGCACAGAGGUUGCAAGGAGCCGUGCCCUUUCCCCCAGGCCACCGAAGUUCAUGCAGCUGGAUGCACACGUGGGAUGGGUUCAGCCAAAGUGUUGUAACAGCUUUUUUUUAUUUAUUAUUUAUAUAUAUUAAAGCCUCUUGUGCCCUACUCUGAAAGCCGUAGGCAAGCAAACCCAUCCUAUCUCCCAUCUCCUGCUUGCAUUAGCACCUAAAGCAUGAUGAAUUUCGGUCUAGUUUGCAUCGCAUCUGUUUUCUAAAGAAAAGCAGGACGUCAGGGGAGGGCUCUGCCUUGCCUCGUCCUGCCUGCAGGUCCCAGCCCAGCCCUGGCAGCAGCUCAGCAGGAAGGUCGGGGUGGCCCCGUGCUGCGCCCGGUGCUGCCUGCAGUUCCCUCACUGCGGCUGGUACAGCUGGCAGAGCUGGGAUCUGUUGUCACCGCCCGAUUUCCUCUGAAUUGUCAGCCUCAGAAAAGAGCACGUGGCUGCUCUCUGACGGUCUGCGAGCGUGGCAGCGGGUGCUGCAGGUCUCCUUUCCUCCCACGGGGGUGUUCCUGCAAGCAGGCGCUGCAGCGAGGUGCAAGGGAACCAUUGAGGCAGAGGCGGGUUGGGAAGGGAACUCCAAGGUGCCAGCAAUGGAGAGUCCAGGAUGGUGCUGAAGCCCAUAAAAGCUCAGCGAGGCUGCAGCACCCGCUGUGGGGCAGGAAAGACCAUCCUGAAGCAUCUCAGCCUCUCCCCGUGUGGCCUGAUCCCGAUCAAAGUGUCUCUUCCCCGCCGCACUCAGGUCUGAACUCCUCUAAAAUGAGGAACUCUUAUCAGAGGGACCAGCAGCCUCUCGUAACCAAAAUAUGCUGGCAGAUAAGGAGAAAUCGCAUCCCUCUGGUUUCCUCAUCAGCCUGGAUAAACGCUGCAGACUGCAGCCCGUUUGCAGGCUGCGUGAAGAGAAAAAUGGGCAGAGCGGGGGAGAUCAGGAAAUUGCCCUCAAAAUUGAAUUACCGAAACGCAGAGCUUAUUGAAAGGCAGGGAAAUGGGCUCUGAUAUUGGCACAGUUGGGUGAUGUGUCUGCAUGUUUCUGCGCUGCGGGACACGCGGAUUUACCCUGCUGGAGCCCUCGUUGCCAGCCGUGCUGCUGUGCCUUCUGCCAGCGCUUCGCUCGCUGCAAACCGUCCCCUGCUGGACGCAGGCUCAAAGGGCUGACCUGGUGCUGAAUGCACCUCGCAGCAGAACCGAAGAUCUUUGUGUGUGUAGCUCGGCAGAGCUGACAUCUGUCAGUCACCACAAAAAUUGGGCACGCAGCCCCUUUGCAGCGGGGACGGGCCCCGAGCCACUGCUAACCCUGGCGCGAGCAGGGCACGGCUUUGCGCAACCUCCGCCGCCCGGUUCAGGCGGUGCACCUCCUUGCGACAGCCCUGCUAUUUUGGUUUGGGGCCUCUCCUGCGCUGGGUUCAUUGCAGGUUGUGGGGCUGAGUCACGGGAGCGAGCGGAGCCUUGCGACAAGGCGGCCCCGGGGCUGGGUGCAGCGGGAUGGGAUGGGACGGGACGGGGUGGCCGCCGUGCUCCGGUCCCAGCGGUGCUGCACGGUGCUAACGGUGUCCCUGCACGGGGUCGGGGGGAUUGCUGUGCCCACCCCAUGGCAUGGUGUGCCCCUCUGGGCUUUGGGAUCCUCAGGAAUUAACCCAGGAGGUGACUGCAGCAUCGUCUGCUCGCUUCCAGGUUUCUAGGUGUUGCUUUUCCCGAUGGAGACGCAGGGUGCAGGGCUCUCUGUCUCCGUAUUCUUACUGCUCAGGCUGACUUUGGGAAGAGGGAAUUAACCACCUCUGGGCUGCCGUUCUGAGGUUAUCUCCUCACCAAGGGGAAUUUGGGUGAUGGGCUGGCUGCGGCUGGGUCCGUGGGGUGUCUGUAGGAGCCGGACACCCUGCAUGGUCAGAGCCAGAAAGGAGAGGCAGAGGAAAAGACCAAGGGAAAAGGACUCGAGCACUCCCUUCAGCCCGCUGGCAUUUCCAGUGUUGCUAUAUUAGAUAAGACUAAUUGAUUGAUUGAUUUUUUUUUGGAGAAAAGCACAAGAGGAAAAGCAGAGGGCUGGGAGAUCAGAGGAAGCUGGGGCUAUCCCGUGGUAUCUCUGUGCCAUGUUUUGGGCAUAUCCUGGUGCCGGAUCUUGCUGUAUCCAUGACAGUCGUAAAAGCACCCCUGCUUUUCCUGCUUCCUGUCCCAAAAUACAGUUUGUGUGGAAAAAAAAAAUUAAAAAAUAAGAAUGCUUCAGGAGUGGGGCUGGUGAUGGUGAUGAUGUGUCCAGACCUGGAUGUGCUGAGGACCCCCAAAGGAGCUGGGAGCUCCAAGGCACCAAAUGCAAGGAAGAGGAUGGGGCUGGGAUCUGGGAUCAGGGAUCUGGGAUCUGUGAGCCAGGAGCUGCUGUAGCCCUAUGAGCUUGGCCCCUUCCCCCAGCAGCCCCGUGCUGAGUUGUUAAGGAAACCGAUCCCAAGUUUGCCGUUUCCAAGGCGUUACUGCAAGCGGCCAGGAGGGAAGAUGCAGAUGGGAGAGGUGCAGGAGCCGUCCCUGCUGGGCACGGAGCAGCACCACGCUCCCCAUCACUCCCCAUCGUGCUGUCUGGCUGCCUCCAGCCCGUCCAGGUGCUGAUGGAGCCAUGGAGGAGCAGCCAGUGGCACUUGGCCGAGCCUAUUUAUUGUCAGGGCUAAGGAGAGAGCAGCUGAAUUAUAUUUCGAGGAGGCAAAGAAAGCACAGCAUCCACUUCAGCCCUUCCCUUGGCUUUUGAUUGAAACUGUAACAGCCUUUAAGAGCCUCUUGCAUGCUAAAUUCCUUUUUUGUGGCUCAAUGAGGGGUUGGAAAACAGCUUUUCCAGCCCACUUCCAUGUCACCGGUGCUGAUGUGAUCACCUAGCUUUUGUUUUUCUCCAGAAACUGGGGCUUGGCUAAAGCUGUGCAUCUACGAACGGGGGGUGGGUGCCCCUUAGCCCCUCACCCCGCCCGUGUCUCCCUGCUCCAGGCAUCUCACGGUGGCUUUGUGCUACUGGGUGCUCCUUUUUGGCUUGAUUGGCUUUCAAAAACUUUCAGGAACAUCAGACCCCAAAUCCUUGAGAAAGCUGGGAAUAGUAAUGAGCCACUUUUAUCUCUCAGAAAAGGGGCAGAAAGAGGCAUUGCCCUCCUGUGAAAUUUUACCAGCGGACUGCGUGCUAAGGAGAGGUAUUUGAAAGAAAGUGUUGCUACACGGCCAUUAAACACGGCUUUAAUAAUAAAUUGUGGUGAAGACAGAACUGGUUAAUAUCCUUUCGCGGAAAUAGGAGCUUUUUGUGGCAAGGAACCAUUUACUUUGGAUUAUAUCAUAAAAAGUUUUUGACUGCAAUGAGAAGUCUGGAGACUGGGGAAUGGGAUUUGCCUUCAGAAGAGGAGGUUUAUUUUCUGUUACAGUGUAUGUGGGCAGCGAAUUCCUCUGUCUUCCCUUUCUUUCUUAUUUUCUGCUGUUUCUUACCCUUCUGUUGUGAAACUUUGAGGUCUCACUUUUCCGAUAUUGCUAUUUAACAUCGCUCUAAUUGGAAGGGGCCAGUGACAGUAAUUCUGCGCGCUUGGGCAGCGGCGGUGGGAAGAGGUUAACAGGCCCACUGGCAGACGUAUUUUCCUCCCCUCCCUCAGGAAUUGGAUUUAAGACCUUCACAGGGAAGUAUUUAAUGUGUUUUCAUUAAGGUUUUCUUUUUCCUGCUGCAGGUUUGCUUUCGGACUUCGCUCUCACAGGCAUGGGGUGGGUGCUGGGGCAGGGGGGCUCAUGCUGUGCCCCCCUGGGCAGCACUGAGGGCUCCCAAAAGGGGUGAGGGCAGCAUUUAGCAAGUGCUGUGCUAAAGAAAGUGGAUGUAAGUUUGUGCUUAGCAUUGCAGAGAGCCCCAGAUGUUUUUCUGAAUCAGAACUCAGGGCUGGGAGAUCUCCGUGCCCUGCUCAAAACCAGUCUAUUUUUUUUUGUCACAUUUUUUCUUAAAACCUGGCUUUUGAGUCAAGUGUUUGUGAAAGUCUCUGCGUGGAAAAUUGCAGGGAAGAGUUUUCAAAUGAGCUUUAGCAUGCAGGCUCCCAGACCAGCCAGCCACCUGGGGCUGAUUACGCGGGACACGACUCCUGAUUUCUGGGUGCUGCAGCUGAAUUUUCCAGGCUGCAGCUGAAUGGCUGGCAUCCCCACGGGCUUUGGUGCUUCAGCCUUCCUCUGAGUCAGGGACUUCCUCAGUCACCUGCUUCUACCAGAUCUGCAGUCUCCAAGAGCUCAGUUUCUCUGUCAGACACGGCUGAGGUCAGCCUGUGGGUUUACGCUUACCACCAGGGACGCAGACAGUCGGAUAAAUACAUGUGCGGUGAUUUUCUUCAGGAAACAAAGCUAAAAAUAAUAAUGAUUCACGAAAACGCUCUGAAAAACACCAUCCUUCUAGUGGAUGGAGCAGGUAACAACCAAUUCUGUGUGCUGUUCAGCUGCCUCCACGUUUUGAGCUCCUGCACGGAUGACUUUCUGCAGACUGCAGUUCCGCACGGCGUCGUCUUUCGAAAGCGACGUCUGCUGUGGUGAAGUGGAGGCUGUUAUUUUGACAGCGAGAUGCUUGCUUGGCAGCUGUUGUUGCAGAGUACUGAUCUUGGAACUAACAUUUUUCAUUUUUUUUUUUUAAAAAAGAGCCCUGCCUCUGGGGACAAACUACCCCAAGCACCUGGACGCUGCCCCUGGCACGGGCGCUGGAGCCAUGUGGCCGCAGAUGCGCUGGGUACCCGGUGCUGUCCCCCUUCCCUGGGUCCCUUGCUGUGACUUUCCCACGUAUUGUUUGUUUGGGAGCAGGUCUUGCCUAGGCCACGCUGCUUGCUUGCACCCUCCCCGAUGUGCAUGCUCAAAGGGAUCGGGGUUAGUUUAAAUAGGAUUUUUUAAUUUUCUUUUGCAAACCCGCAUGCAAGGAGCAGCUUGGGCACCGGGUGUUUUAUUGCCAUCCCCGCUGCUUGCCCGCUGUGGUCCCUCCCUGUCUUUGCAGGACAUUUUAUUUAGUGGGGCUUGUGUCUUGGAGCAGCUGCAGAGCCUCAGCUGAGAUCCCCCAUGCAGCUGGGAGCUGAGCGAGAGCUUCAUGCUCUUCAUGCUCAGGAUGGCUGCUGCUUUGUGGCCAGGAUGGCUAAUACUUCAUGCUCAAAUGCUCAGGAUGGCUAACGCUUCAUGCUCAGGAUGCCUGAUGCUACCUGGCUUUGUGGGCAGGAUGGCUGAUGCUGCCCACCAGGCACUUGCAGCCCCCGGCCCCAGGAGGUUCAGAGGGACGAGCAGUUUGCAUCCCACAAAACAAAAGGAGCCAAGACCCUUUGAUCUGGUUGAGAGGCAUGAAACCAUGUGCUUGCAGCCUGACAUUCAUUACACAAGCAGCAGGGGGGUAGCAGUGCAGAGGUGACCCAUCACACCCUGGCAUGGGGAGCGGGUCCUCAGGAGGUGUGGGUGCUGUGGGUGCAUCCCCUCCGUGGUGAUUCCCACUCGCGUCCUUCCCUGUGCUCUCCCGAGCCAUGUGCGCUCCGUGCCGCCUCUGUUGCUUUCUUCUGUCUUGAAAAGAAAACCCCAAAGAACGUUAAACUGCGUCUGUGUCUUGGCAGCUCAAAUACGAGAGCAGAUUGUGCUUCAAAAAAAUGGCAAAGUUUCAAAAUAUUGUAUUCUGUGAAGAAGAGACAAGGAAAAUAAACUCCCCAAAGUGCAGAUUUUAUUUCACCAGGAGGCGGAAGGCUUUUAAUAUUUAUUUGGGUUUGGUGUUUUGCUACCUAGUUCUUUUGCUGACACCACUUGUGAACCAUGGGAAGAUUAAAUGCUUCAUAAUCUGUUCUGGUUCAUGUUCAAGGUAGGGUCACUUCUAGUUGGUUCCUUUACACCCUCCCAGAACUCUCAGGUUCCUGAGGUGCAAGCAAAUCCACAAAGGAAAAAAAUAGAAUGGAAAAAAAAAAAGGAGAGUAAAUAUCUGCUUGUUUCCCUUUUAUUUUGGUGGUUGCGUGUGUAUCAUAGCAGCUGUGUGGCUGGACGGAUGCUCGAUGUGCAGAAGUAGCAGCAUGCCAAGGGAUGGCUGGUGAGGGUUAGCAGGAAAAGUUCAGCUCUAGAGUUAAAGAGGCAGGUCCUGCCUCCGUGGGCAGUUCAGCAAAUUUCUGUCUUCAUUUCCAUGUGCAAAAGAAGGAUGAAAAUGCAGAUUUUCACAUGCCUGUGAUUGCCUUGUUUGCCUAAACUGCGAGAGGAUGCAGACAGGUUUUUGGAGGCAGAGAGGCCGCGGGAACGGCAGACUUAGAGGCUGCCAGGGAAACAGGGGGUUGUUUGCUCGUGCUGCAGGACCUGUGUUUUGGAGAUGCUUUUUUUAGCUAAAAGAUGACAACAUCGAGAACACCGCUACCGAUUUAGCAUCCUGUUGGAUACGAAAUGCACUUGAGGCGGUUUGGGCAAGAAGUGGUACAGGAGGGGCUGCUUCUCAGCUGGGCCUUCUGGAGACCUCUGUGUGCAACUACGAAAAGCAGUAAAAGGGUCAAAGAACAGCUCUGCUAGCUGCAGAAAUUCCUGCACUUGUUUUUACAAUUAUUUGUACUUCCCUACAAACCAGCUUCUACCUCUUGGAAAAUCUGAGAGCUGUUCCUCAUGCUUCUGAGUGGCCCCACUUCUUUUAUUUUGCCUCUUCUGUGUUCGACUGGAAGCUCUUUGGAGCAGAGAACUGGCUUUUUUUUUUUGUUUUGUUUUGUUUUUUUUUUGCUUUGUAAGUUUGCAGCUCUGCAAAUUUCUAAUGACAAUAGCGAGCGUGCACAGUGGUUUCCAGUAAAUGCUUUUCCCACGAGGUGUCAUCAGCUGGGUUGCAGCAGCCUGUCCCAUCCCCUGGAAUUGCUCUUUGCCAAACGGAGCGAGCACGAUCUUGUCUUUUGGAGCAAAUGUUAAAAAAAAAAAAAAGGAAAAAAAAAAAAAAAGGUUGGCAAUCUGAGUUGACUAAUUGCUUCAAAAAGGUCAUUUUCAGUUCUGGGUGCUUGCGCUUUGAUCUAGCACCCCUCCGGCACUGGGAUGCGCAGACAUCCAUCGACCUGGGUUUGUGUCAAGGGGAGAAACAAACCCAAACAUGUAUAGGUGAAGUUUGAAGGAGAGUGCUGGGAAUAAAGAGUAGAGCUCAGGCUUAAAAGAAAGACAGUAAUUGAUAUAAAUUGUUAGGCUGAAAAUGUUUAAAGCCUAAAUUAGACGCCUGUGCCUUUUUUGGGGGACCAGGGAUUUUAUUACACGCUCAACCAGCCAGAUGUUUACCUUGGGGUUUUGGUGACAUGACUUAUGUUUCCAGGUUAUUUUAUCCAUGAAUCCAAAACCCCGUGCUGAAAUGUGGCUGUAUAUGUUUAGUCAUAAAAAGGUUCUUGUAUUUCUCUAGUCUGCCUGGCUCUUACGUCUGCCGGCUUGGACCCCCUUUACAGGAGAGCCUGCAUUUGAACUGCUUCAGAGCUUGAGCUGCAUCCAGCUCAGCAAGGCUUGGCUGGUCAGUGUGAACAGAAACAAAUGGCUUUGAAGCCUGCAGACUUCAUUCUGCUGUAUUUUUUUGCUGGGUUUGCACAACUUUAAUGGCCAGGAGGUAAAACGUCAGUUUAAAACAAAAUCGGAAUCUAGUUCGGGAUUUUCGGAUUCAACCUGAAAAGGAUUUUUAAUCCCGCCAGGGUUUGCAGUACUGUAGCUGGAAUGGUUAAAAUCUGUCGAAGAAACGUUUUAAGGGAUCCUACAUGGGAAGGGCUGACGAAGGAGAAAUACCUUUCUUUUUGCAUUUUCACGUGGCCUUUUUGCAUGCUAGGACUCUUGCCUGUUUUCUGUACCAAGUUGGCAGCCAGACCCUGCAGGUCUAAAUGAAGCAUUACUGAACAAAGGCACUUUAUGUUUUGAACUCUGUGCCCUGAGUCUACACCACCAGCCUGGCCUGGCAUUUAUGUUAAGUAAGGUCAACAAAUAUAGACAAGCUGCAUUUUGCAAAUUAAAACCAAAAAAAAA
Messenger RNA from Anas platyrhynchos (mallard), 15248 nucleotides. NCBI's taxonomy places the organism in Eukaryota, Metazoa, Chordata, Aves, Anseriformes, Anatidae. The record is from RefSeq and is a predicted model, not a curated record.